AUGGCUUCUAUCAAUAAUGGACAACAUCAAUGGUAUACAGUCUCUUGUGGUAAUUCUAUAUUUACAUUACCUGUACGAUAUCAAAAUAUAGCUCUUAUUGGACAAGGAACUUAUGGUAUUGUAGUUCGUGCCACUGAUACCGCAACAGGUAAAUAUGUAGCUAUUAAAAAACUUCUUCACCCAUUUCAAACUCACAUACAUGCAAAACGAACCUAUCGAGAACUUAAAUUACUUAUGUAUCUCAACCAUCCUGAUGCACAAGUUGUACAAUUGUACAAUGUAUUUACACCUGAACAAAAUGUGAAUGAUUUUCAAACAUUAUACUUCGUAUUAAAUUUUGUUGACCGUGAUUUGAAUCGAAUUAUAUUACAACGUAUGCCACUCACAGAGGAUCUUAUUAGACUAACUAUCUAUUCAAUUCUUCGUGGUUUGAAGUUUAUUCAUUCAGCUGAUAUUCUCCAUCGUGAUUUAAAACCAACAAAUAUUGGAGUUGAUCGAAAUAGCAAUGUUACAAUUCUUGAUUUUGGAUUAGCUCGUGUUGCAUCAAAUGGUGCUCAUACUGAAUAUGUUUCUACUAGAUGGUGGCGUGCACCAGAAAUAUAUCUCAAUGAGAAAAAAUACAAUGAAAAAGUUGAUGUAUGGUCGGUUGGUUGUAUCAUGGCUGAAUUAAUUCUACUUAAACCACUUUUUCCGGGAAAAGAUACAAUUGAUCAAUUAAAUAAAAUAUUUGAUAUUAUUGGUACACCGGAUCCAACAACAAUACAAAAGAUAUGUACAGCAGAAGCAUCUGCUUAUAUUAGUCAAAUGGAUCCUAAACCUAAAAGAGAUUUUAAUGAAUUGUUUGGUUUUAAAUAUGAUCCAUUAACAGGCACAAUAAUAUCGGGUAUUUCACCAGAAGGUAUCGAUUUGCUUGAUCGUCUUCUAUCUUUUGAUCCUGAUCAACGUCCAACUGCCGAAAAAGCUUUAGGUCAUCCGUUUUUAGGAUUUUAUCAUGAUCCAAUUGAUGAACCAACUAUAGGACCUAUGAUUGACGAACAUCAAAAUGCAGAAUAUAGUAAAGAGCAAUGGAAAUCUAUUGUAUGGCAAAUGGUUGAAGAAUUUUUACCACCAUCUUGGGUUAAUCAAGAUCUCAUUAAUGAUUCAUAA
Molecule: messenger RNA, 1146 nt
Organism: Rotaria sp. Silwood1
Lineage: Eukaryota; Metazoa; Rotifera; Eurotatoria; Philodinida; Philodinidae
Source: the annotation of a GenBank genome assembly